CUUCUCAGAAUCACUUUAUUCGCCAAGUACAUUUACACAUAUCCAGAAUUUCACUUGGUGAAUAGGUGCUGCCAGAAAUAGACAAUAUACAAACUGAAUAGACACAAAAUCAACAAAUAGAAUAUUCAAUAUAAAUACACUAAACAAACUCUGGAGUAUAAACUGAUUUACAGUGAGGAGAUACAAUUUACAGAGGGUAUAUAUCUUCAUAUGCAGAGGGAGGGAUGCCAUUGUGACGAAUACACUGUAUACAGUGCAUAUACAGUGCCCCACACACACAAACAGGCAGUCUCUGUCUCCCCGCCCCCUCCAUUCGUGUGUGUGUGCUGCAGUCAUUCGGUGGGGGAAUGUUUUUGCGCGGCGGCUCCUCUGCCUUGUCUGUCACCGUGCUGAGCUGAGAAGAGGAGGAGGAGACCGCAGCAGAGAGAGAGAGUGCGUCCGUGUGUGUGUGUGUGUGUUAUACAGGCAUUCCUCUGUCCGGCUUCAGGUGAUGCGGUAGGAGCUUUUACUGUGUGUGUGUGUGUGUGUGUGUGACAUCCACUAUUCUGAUGUUGGUCGUGUGUUUAGCUCGGUAAGCCGUCGAGGAGGAGCUGUCAUUGCGCACUGUUUGCAUUUGACUGCUGCAGUAGAUCUCCAGGAAGGGAGUGCGGGAAAGAGGGAGCGCGGGAACAAGUGAAAGAGAGACAGCUGUUACCCUCCAUGUGCAUUGGUCUGUUCAUCUUCUCUAGAGAUGAUGCUUGCUAUUGUUUAGCUGUGUGGCUGAUACAGGAUGUUUCUGAGUCAGGCUGAAGUCAUACUGUAGGUGAAGUCAUAGCGCUGUAGUGAAGGAGACGAUGCUGGUACUGAGUGUUCUCUCUGGGUAGAGGACAGACGGUGAGGUAGCUAGUCAGCUGGCCUCCAUACUGCUGUGUGCUGAGCAUCAGACUGUGUUUGUGUGAGAGAGAAGGGAAGUGGCUGAAUUCCUCCACAGCAGAGCGGUUUGGAGCUCCUCGUGGCUUUGUUUAGGCUGCCUGGCAGGAGAUAAAUAAUGGGCUGAUUCAGUGUGUUCAGUCAGAGGCACAAUACAUGUGUGAGCUGAGCUUGGCAGGUGGCAGGAUUAGUGCUAGAAGUAACUUAGUGUGACUGUGGACCGGACACACAGACCCAUUCAUUCACACUUACUCUCACAUGCAUAGAGAGACAUGCAUACCAUUGACUGUGUGAAACAGAUAUUAGGGACUUAUGACCCGUGUAUUUUCAGCCGUUAAAGGCACCAUUGGAGCAGUCAGUUAGGCAGGCAGUUCUCCUUACCCCUCAGGCUGCCAUUACAUUACAGCAGUGUGCUUUGGGGACUGAGACUCAGGUUGCUUUAUGUAGCCAGCAGGCCAGCUGUGGAGCCCCUCAUCUCUCAUACCUGGCUUAUGGUUGAGACGGAGAGGUAUUCUAUCUUUCGAGUGCAGAAGGGAUUUGGCCCCUAAACUACUUGAGACUGACAAUUCAGCAGGACUUUGGUAGACAGGCAUUGAGAUUGGGAUUGGAUCCGCUUGUAAAGCAAGAGCGCGGCCAUUGAUAGGUCUCGUGGGGGGUAUAGUAAAGACUCAGUGGUGCGUGAAAUUGGUUGAGGGAUAGAGUGUGUGUUGGACAGUGUGUGUUAGACGGUGUGUGUGCCCACUCUUACGCGCCAUGCUGUGCCCUGCGUCCUGCCUGCCUCUCCUGAGGGAGCUGGCUCAGUGGCGCUGCCUGCUGGGGUGGCACCGCCAUCACGGGGUCAGUGCGGGGGUCACGGCAGGGGCUGGGCCGGGAUCAGAGGUCAAGGUUGCGGUGGGGGGCACAACUCGACCCGUCUGCCGCACCAAACCGCAACAGGGGAGCAAGUACGCAUCAGCCGGCUGCCAGUUGUCCCUCCACCACAGUGAGAAGCCUGAACAUGAGGAGGUGUGUGAGUUCCGUCCCUACACCUGCCCGUGCCCCGGGGCCUCCUGUAAGUGGCAGGGCUCCCUGGAGGCCGUCAUGCCCCACCUGAUGCACGCCCACAAGUCCAUCACCACUCUGCAGGGAGAGGACAUCGUCUUCCUGGCCACAGACAUCAACCUGCCGGGGGCCGUGGACUGGGUCAUGAUGCAGUCCUGCUUCGGCCACCACUUCAUGCUGGUCCUGGAGAAGCAGGAGAAGUAUGAGGGCCACCAGCAGUUCUUUGCUGUAGUGCUGCUCAUCGGCACGAGGAAGCAGGCCGAGAACUUCGCCUACCGCCUGGAGCUCAACGGGAACCGGCGGCGCCUCACCUGGGAGGCCACGCCCCGCUCCAUCCACGACGGUGUGGCAGCCGCCAUCAUGAACAGCGACUGUCUGGUGUUUGACACGUCCAUCGCUCACCUGUUUGCUGACAACGGCAACCUGGGGAUCAACGUCACCAUCUCCAUGUGCUGAGCUGCUCAGAUGUGAAAACACACACACACACAAACCCAUGCAUAGAAGUUACACACCUCUCGUUCUCAGACUUACACAGAAAGAAACCAGUUACUGACUGCUGUGUGAUGCAGCAGAGUGUGUGUGUGAGAGGACAGGUAGGAGAUAGAGAGGAUAUGUGUGUGUGUUUUGCUGCUUGAGGCUUGUUGGCUCCCCAUAAUGCUUGAAUGGAGACUGGCCUGUAGCGUAGUUUCAGGGUGUGUGCCUGUCCUCUCAUUGUGUGUGCUGGAGACCAUGUACAGUAGCUUACAUGUGGUGGGCUUGUCAUGAUUGAUGCGCUACCUGUGCCCAGGUGAGUUUGCACUGCUCCCAGGACCCCACACCCUUCAACUGUUCCCACCCCGCUCACCCCCACCUCCUCUUCUGCCCAGCCAACCAGUGCCAGGCAAUGAGGGCACUGCCAGGGUAAGAAGGGGCGGUCAGUCAAUCUGCUGCCACCCGGCAGAUUCAGAGAAGCUCCACUUCAACAGUGAGUGGCCCCUGCAGAUGCAACUUUCUAAUCCUCACAGCGAAUCAAGUUUCAGUAAAUUGGACAGUGGACAAAUCUGGCUUCAGAGACGCAUGUGGGCGGAGUCGGGGCCUGAUGGUGACCAAUGCGCUGCCUCCCAGUCUGGGUUAGUGUGAGCUGAGGGGUUGCUCAUGCUCUGCUAAAGGUUUGCACUGACUACUAACAAACUCCUUACUGUUCAGAACAGUAAGCUGCAAAACGCAACCAUUUCCAUAUCCAAGUAUGUCAUGCUUAUUAAAACAAGCUUAUGUUAUGUCCAGAGUGUCUAUGAAAUGAUGAUAAAGAUGGUGACACUGUAA
Molecule: messenger RNA, 3252 nt
Organism: Coregonus clupeaformis (lake whitefish)
Lineage: Eukaryota; Metazoa; Chordata; Actinopteri; Salmoniformes; Salmonidae
Product: E3 ubiquitin-protein ligase Siah2
Exons: 2
Coding region: 1663-2406 (247 amino acids)
Biological process (GO): proteasome-mediated ubiquitin-dependent protein catabolic process; multicellular organism development
Cellular component (GO): cytoplasm
Molecular function (GO): ubiquitin protein ligase activity; ubiquitin conjugating enzyme binding; zinc ion binding
Source: RefSeq, a predicted model, not a curated record